Molecule: messenger RNA, 588 nt
Organism: Echinostoma caproni
Lineage: Eukaryota; Metazoa; Platyhelminthes; Trematoda; Plagiorchiida; Echinostomatidae
Source: the annotation of a GenBank genome assembly
AUGUGCAGAGAAUUCAUAUUUCAUCUACUCCAGAAAUGCGCCUCACUUGUACAAAAUGUAACUAAUUAUUUUCACACUAACUCGAGGCAUACCUUAAGGGGUCCGAACAAAAUUUUGGCCUCAACUGGAUUCCACGGGGAUGUUCUUACGCUCACUAAAUUGCUGGAAAAUCGUGUGAAGACAUUUAGAUACGAUCACGGUAAAGAUAUAUCUACGAAGGCGCUCGCCGGCCUUCUUUCAGUUACCCUUUACAAUCGGCGCUUCUUUCCGUUUUACGUCAGUAAUAUAUUAGCGGGUUUGGACGAUGAGGGUAAAGGGGCGCUCUAUGGAUAUGAUCCAGUAGGGUCCUAUGAAAGAAUAAAAUAUGUGGCUUCCGGUAGCUCCGGGGUCAUUUUGCAGCCAUUCCUUGACAGCAAAAACAUGAAAACCAAUCUUCCUCCGCUCACCAAAGAUGCCGCAGUAAAACUUGCACACGAUAUAUUCAUCAGCGCCGCUGAACGAGAUAUCAACUGUGGCGAUGGAGUGGUCAUUUGUGUUAUUACUCAAAGUGGAGUUGAAGAACAUCGCUACCCUCUGCGCCGUGAUUGA